Cladocopium goreaui is the source of this 1096-nucleotide messenger RNA. NCBI's taxonomy places the organism in Eukaryota, Dinophyceae, Suessiales, Symbiodiniaceae. The record is from the annotation of a GenBank genome assembly.
GCAUGGGCCACAGAUGGCUGUUUUGCAUGAGUCAGCGGCCAUGGAGUCCGUUUGCCAAACAUGGGCUCAGCAAAAAGGCUUGGACGAAGCAUGCGUCAACAAGCUCCUGGAGCUGACACCUGACAUGAUGGCAACUGUCAUGGAAGGGUUCUCACCCAAACCUGGCACCAUGAACGCUUCUGGCCUUUUCAUGGGCUACGUUCGCUCCAUUCAGCAAGCUCAACAUGGUGCCAAAGGAAAGGGCAAAGCUCCAGCUCCAGCCAUGGUAACCCCAGAGUUGCAGGGAGAGGUUGCUCAGUUCGUCAGCCAAUGGGGGCUAGAUGAAGAGUGCACCAAUGUGCUCUUGGAGCAGAGACCGCAGGUUCCAGAGCUGGCAUCCAGCAGAGAUGAGCUGCUUGAAGCAUUUGGAAACGUGAAGGUUCAGCUCGAAUCUGGCAUUGACGAAGCAUCCGCAUUCUUCCGAUUGACCAAAGAAUGGCGCAGCUUUCGAGACUACAGCCAGAAUCCCACAGGUCAACAAGAUCUCGUCUUUGAACAUGGAUUUAUUGGCAAGCUGAGCCGGUCCAUGUGGCGUUCCAAAUUUCAAAUGAUGCCAGAAAUCCUCCAGAAGGAUGUGGCUUUUCCCAUCCUCACACUCGGAAACAACGGAACAGGAACAAGCAUGCAUCAGCAUGAGGGCACUUGGCUUUUGCUGAUGACUGGACUCAAAGCCUGGUGGAUUGCGGAUGGAACAACGCGCACAAGAUCCUUUGGGCAGCGAGACCCGUGUCAAAACCUGGGAACCAGUCUCAAUGAUCUGCCGGAAGGGUUCCAGUUCUGUGUUCAAAAGGCAGGAGAACUGGUGUAUUUCCCGGACAAUUCCUAUCAUGCCACUUGCAAUAUGGACACCUUUGUUUGGGGCCUUGGAUCACAAAGCAGCAAUGCUGAUUGGCCAUUUUUCGUGAAAACAGCAAGUCUUGGCGAUAUUUCCGUGAUAGGAAAGAAGUUGAAGAAGAACUCAAUGCGAAAGACCAUACGAAGAGCAAUAUAUGCUGCCGCAUUGCAGCGUGCCUUGGGAUUUGGACAUCGUGCAGUUGCUGAUAAGCUACCAAGCUGA